GGUUUGGUAGCACUUUUUCAGAAUACUAAUUUAAGUAUUAAACAGAAUAAAUAAAACCUUUGCUGCAAAAUGUCUUUAAAUGGGUUUUUGGAGUUCUUUCAUCAGGGAAGGACAUUUAGACCCAAAAAACGUUUUACGUCUGGCACCAUUCGAUAUUCCCUUCACAAACAAGCCCAGGCAAGUCUUCAAUCAGGCAUUAAUUUACGACAAGUGGUGCGGUUACCAGAAGGCGAAAUUUUGAACGAUUGGUUAGCUGUGCAUGUUGUGGACUUCUUUAAUCGAAUAAAUCUCAUAUAUGGCACCGUUUCGGAGUAUUGCAAUGAUGCCACAUGUCCCACCAUGUCUGGAGGUUCUCGAUAUGAGUACUUGUGGGUGGAUGGUACACUGUAUAAGAAACCAACUGCACUUCCAGCCAAGAAAUAUAUUGAACUUUUGAUGGAAUGGAUUGAAACGCAAAUUAAUAAUGAGGCCGUAUUUCCGGUGUCUUCUGAUGUACCGUUUCCAAAGACGUAUCCUGGUCUAACCCGGAAAAUUUUAACACGGUUGUUCCGGGUUUUUGUUCAUGUUUAUAUUCACCAUUUUGACAGAAUUGUUAGCAUUGGUGCAGAGGCGCAUGUCAACGCUUGUUACAAACAUUUUUAUUACUUUGUACAAGAAUUUGAGCUGAUAUCAACUAAAGAGCUGGAGCCGUUACAUGAUAUGACUUCCCGGAUUUGUAAAGAUUAAAUUUAUAUCGUUUGAAAAUAUUUAAUUACUAAUAAAU
Drosophila willistoni is the source of this 763-nucleotide messenger RNA. It is a transcript of the gene Mob3, whose product is annotated as MOB kinase activator-like 3. Bases 70 to 726 code for a protein of 218 amino acids. NCBI's taxonomy places the organism in Eukaryota, Metazoa, Arthropoda, Insecta, Diptera, Drosophilidae. Gene Ontology annotation, cellular component: nucleus; cytoplasm. The transcript has 6 exons. Gene Ontology annotation, biological process: signal transduction; positive regulation of protein phosphorylation. The record is from RefSeq and is a predicted model, not a curated record. Gene Ontology annotation, molecular function: protein kinase activator activity.